AACAAAGUCCAACAUGGCAGUCGCAGUGGCACCCGCGAUCUGCACGCUUCCCCGCGGGAACAGAUUUUUUUUUUUUUUUAUAAACUCCACUGACGCGUGCUGAGUGCUUGUCACAAACGACAACAACCGCAGACAUAUCGUCCAGUCAUUGUUUACAGCACUGUAGAUUUGUGAUCUGAUUGAUAUUGUCGCUACCACCAUGAUCCAGGUCCCUAGUGCUGGGUCUCAGCGCCAUCAGCAUGAUCCUGAUCCGAGACAUGCAGAUGAGGGCCGCCCCACCAUCGCGGGGGAUAAAGAUGCCGCGUUGGCGGUGGUCAGCGAGGAGGCGAUGGAGAUUGACCCUGUGAUUGAGAGGAGGGUGGUCAGGAAGAUCGAUUGGUUUUUUAUGCCGGCGAUGUUGGUUGGGUAUGGGUUCGUUUACUGGGAUAAGGCCAUCCUGGGCAGCGCCUCGCUAUUCGGCAUGACAACCGAUCUCCAGCUCUCCGUCAUCGACUACAGCACCACGCCACCAUCCAAGGACACCUCGCGCCUGAGCUGGGCCACCUCGAUCUUCUACUUCGGCAUGAUGGCCGGCCUGUACCCCAUGACCUUUGUGCUGCAGCGCUUCCGCAUCCAGCGGGUGUUGGGCCCGAUCGUCAUGCUGUGGGCCGUGACAUGCGCAGCCACGGCCGGGGUGAGUUCAUGGCGGGGACUGUUCGUGCAGCGGUUUUUCCUAGGGUUCAUAGAAAGCGUAAUCCCCACCGGCUUCAUGACAGUCGUGAGCGGAUACUACACGCAACAAGAGCAGAGCCUGCGCCAGGCGUGGUGGUUUUCCGGGACUGGCUGGUUCACCAUCAUCGGGAGUGCGCUGAACUACGCCUUUGGGCAGAUUGAUUCCGGCGCGCUCAGGCCCUGGCAGUAUAUCUAUAUCUUUGCGGGGGCGUUGACCUUUCUCUUUGGGGUGUGGUGUUGUAUCAUGCCCAAUUCGCCGGUCGAGGCCUGGUUCUUGACCGCGGAGGAGAGGAGAGUCGCGGUGGAACGCCUGCGGAAGGGGCAGACGGGCGUCCGCUGUCAGGUUAUCAAGAGGGAGCAGAUCAUGGAGGCGUUUUUGGAUGUGAAGGUGUACCUGGUGGCGAUUAUGAUGGCUGCGGCAUAUACCAUCAACGGCGCCAUCUCCGGGUUCGGCCCCUUGAUCGUGUCCACCUUCGGCUUCGACACCCUCGACUCGAUCCUGUUCCAGUUCCCCGUCGGCGGCAUCUGCCUCAUCUUCAUCCCCCUGUGCGGGUACAUCGGCUCCCGCGUGCCCAACACGCGCAUCCCCAUGCUCAUCGCCUGCUGUCUCCCCGUCAUCGCCGGCUGCGUGAUCAUCUGGAAGUCGACCUGGGGCUACCACCCGGCCGCCCCGGUGGUGGGCUACGCCAUCACCGGAUUCUUCGGGCCGGUGGUCAGCCUGAUCAUCACGCUGGGGGCCAGCAACGUGGCCGGCGCGACGAAGAAGACGGUCAUGGCGGCGACGGUAUUCGUGGCCUACACCGUCGGCAACAUCAUCGGGCCGCAGCUGGUCAACAGCCAGACGGUCGACCAGCACUACCCGACGCUGUGGAAGGGGAUGGUGAUCUGCUAUUGCAUCACCAUCGCGGCGGCCGUCGCGCUGUACGGGGUGCUGUGGCGCGAGAACCGCCGUCGCGACGCCAUGGAUCUGGACGAGAGCCUGCGCGACAAGCUCGCCUUCCAGGAUCUAUCCGACAAGCAGAACCCGUUCUUCCGCUACGUGCUGUAGACAUAGCCAUAACAAGCAAUCGGUUUAAUCUU
This is a messenger RNA of Aspergillus heteromorphus CBS 117.55, 1791 nucleotides long. RefSeq names its product putative MFS transporter. NCBI's taxonomy places the organism in Eukaryota, Fungi, Ascomycota, Eurotiomycetes, Eurotiales, Aspergillaceae. Bases 200 to 1759 code for a protein of 519 amino acids. Gene Ontology annotation, molecular function: transmembrane transporter activity. Gene Ontology annotation, biological process: transmembrane transport. Gene Ontology annotation, cellular component: membrane. The transcript has 5 exons. The record is from RefSeq and is a predicted model, not a curated record.